Tripterygium wilfordii is the source of this 1050-nucleotide messenger RNA. RefSeq lists its product as uncharacterized. The transcript is spliced from 4 exons. The coding region runs from base 1 to 1050 and encodes 349 amino acids. Lineage: Eukaryota; Viridiplantae; Streptophyta; Magnoliopsida; Celastrales; Celastraceae. Gene Ontology annotation, molecular function: RNA-DNA hybrid ribonuclease activity; nucleic acid binding. The record is from RefSeq and is a predicted model, not a curated record.
AUGUAUUCUCAUGAAUGGACUUAUUACGUUGAUGCCAUAUCAACCUCAUACAAUGUAGAAGCUAAUGCUAUUCUCCUUCUCCCAAUUAGCAUUCGGAUGGGUGUGGAUACAAUGUUCAGGAAUGGUACGACGAAUGGCCACUAUUCUGUUAGGAGUGGGUAUCAUCGAGCAAUGGACCUCAGAGGCAGUUGGGCUCUCCAGGUCCCUCCUUCAACCAAGUUAUUUUUAUGGCGUGCGGUUCAUAAUAUUCUUCCUUCUUAUGAUAACUUGGCUAAACGGAAGUUGCUUUUAGAUGCCUCUUGUAUGCUUUGUAAAAGUUCUCCUGAAUCUCUUAUGCAUGCAUUGUUCUUGUGUCCUCAUGCUUCGGAGGUUAUUUGUCAUAGUACCAACCAGAUCCAGAAAUUACCUUUGUUGGAUUCAUCUUUUAAAGAGGCAUGGACUCUCUUCUCUUGCCGUCUUGACACUUCUAGUUUGGCCUCUUUUGCACUUUCAAGAGGAGAGGGGAGGGGUUAUGAUUCAGGAUGUUCCUUCUCUAUUAUCUUGGUGCCCUCCCGAGCGGGUGUGGUGAAAAUCAACUUUGAUGAAGCAGUGUGUUCUGAUCUUAAUAGGUCCGGUUUUGACUACAUUAUUAGGGAUGAUCAAGGUUUUCCUCUGGCAGCUUGCUCUAACGUGAGACUUGUUGCUCUUAGUCCAUUAAUGGCCGAGGCGCUUUCAGCCCUUCUUGCUUUACAAUUUGCCAAGGAUCUUGGGUUUCAGGCAAUUCAAUUAGAAGGAGAUGCUCUAACAAUCAUAGAUGCUCUUCAUCCCCAGUCUCCGUUUGACAAUUUAUCGAAUUGGGGUGUGAUUGUUUUGGAUAUAAUUAGUUUGCUGGGUUUGUUUUUUCAGUGGAAGGUUUCCCAUGUUAAGAGAGACCUUAAUGAGGCGGCACAUCUUCUUGCACAAAAAGGCAUAUUGGUCGGCUCUUUCCUAUCUUGGAUUGAGGAAGUUCCUCCCGAGGUGGAGGUAAUUGUGGCGAGGGAAUGUUCUUCUGAAGACAGAAGUGGUGCUUAG